Messenger RNA from Fundulus heteroclitus (mummichog), 3118 nucleotides. It is a transcript of the gene mindy1, whose product is annotated as MINDY lysine 48 deubiquitinase 1. Gene Ontology annotation, molecular function: cysteine-type carboxypeptidase activity; cysteine-type deubiquitinase activity; K48-linked deubiquitinase activity. Bases 680 to 2407 code for a protein of 575 amino acids. The transcript is spliced from 12 exons. Lineage: Eukaryota; Metazoa; Chordata; Actinopteri; Cyprinodontiformes; Fundulidae. Gene Ontology annotation, biological process: protein K48-linked deubiquitination. The record is from RefSeq and is a predicted model, not a curated record. Gene Ontology annotation, cellular component: cell periphery; cytosol.
GGUACGACCGUUGCGAUUCUGAGCGUAAACACAUCUCCUCUCAUGGUUAUCCACCGUUAAGUCCAUAUUUUAUAAACAAAAGUCUUGGCCGGACAAGUUAGACUGACGUUGCAGGCCGUGACGUGUCAGUUAUCGAUUGGCGCGCUGUGGUGGGCGGAGCUUGUAGGGAGCAGAAAUGUAAACAGCUAGCAUGCCUGUUUGGCAGCUAUGACCAGCGCAGAUCAUUCAGACGCAGUCGACGUUUGAAAGAUCGGACCGGGCGGCUGCUGACUGAAGACUGAGCAGAUCCCGUGUUCCUCGAUCGUCCUGGACCGUAAAGCGAGUGGAGAAACGCUGUUUGGUCUCUCUGCCCGCAGGUUUACCUUCUUCGGCUCGAGAGGAGAGCCUGAUCUGCACCUGGAACUGUGUUUAUUGAAAGAUAAAAAAGGCAGAAAAAUGCAGUGCUCUUCUGAAGCCUUCGGUACAAUUUGGGCUCACUGACAGAGUUCUUGUGAGUUUCUGAGGCUCGGGCGACCCACAGAGCCUAAUCUACAACUUCCAGGCAGCUACCCGACGCCUAAGGAUGUGUUGAUCCUAUGAAGGGCUCUGUGUAUUUAUUGAUUCUUUGAAACCCGUUGCGUAAGGAACCCGACAGCCUGAGUCUUUGUGCAGCUGGUGCGUCCAUCGCUUUGGCUGGAUCAUGGCAGAAUCCAGCUCGGCACCAACAGACCUGCUGAUUGGAUGCGCCAAGGAGGAGGCGGGUCUCAGAGAGACGACCGCGGCUGCCGGCGGGUCCGACCAAGGAGCGAAGGUCCCAAACAGCAACGGCAAGGCCGACAGACCUCCUCCUGCCAGAGAGCCAGAGGAAGACGAAGAGGCCACGCCCACGCCGCCCGAGACGUCGCCAAGCCUGUCUGAAAACGAGACGCUGACCAUCGCUACGACGGAGGACGAAACUCUGUCAGUCCAGCUCAGGCAGCUUAAGGCUGAAAGGCGACCAGGGAGAGAAGGAGAGCCAGACCUGGACCAGGAGGACAGCUCGGCAGCGAUGACGGCAGCGGACUCGGACGAUCAGCGCGAGUCCACCGACUCCGCCUCCUUCUCCAUUCCCAGUCUGGAGCUUUCGGAUGGAGUGGCGACCACGGGGAACUCUCUGGACAUCGAGGACGGCUUGUCAUCAACCUGCUCUGCUCCGGGGGUGGAGGGCGGCUCCCCCCCGCCUGUCGAGGCGCCCGGCCUGAAGGUGGAGGAGGCGCUGGAAGCAGCAGGAGGAGCUGUUGCUGCUGCUGUUGCUGCUGCUGCUGCUCCCCCUCAGGUUGCUGCUGCUGCCGCCGCGGUGGCGGAGGCCGGACCCUCCAUGCCAGCAUACUACCUGGUGAAGUGGAUCACCUGGAAGGAGAAGAAGACUCCCAUCAUCACUCAGAGCGAGAACGGGCCCUGCCCCCUGCUGGCCAUCAUGAACACGCUCUUCCUGCGCUGGAAGGCGAAGCUUCCUGCUCAGACUGAAGUGGUCACCACCGAGGAGCUGAUGGCUCAUCUGGGAGAGUGCGUUUUAUCAGUCACCCCCAGAGAGAAGACGAACGGCAUGGAGCUCAACUUCCAGCAGAACAUGAGCGACGCCAUGGCGGUGCUGCCCAAGCUGUCCACGGGCCUGGACGUUAACGUUCGCUUCACGGGAGUCACGGACUUCGAGUACACGCCGGAGUGCAUCGUGUUCGACCUGCUCAACAUCCCGCUGUACCACGGCUGGCUGGUGGACCCGCAGAGCCCAGAGAUGGCGGCCGCUGUGGGGAAGCUGAGUUACAACCAGCUGGUGGAGAAAAUCAUCGACUGCAAGCACUCGGCGGACAGCUGCAGAGUCGGCGAAGGUCUGGUGGCGGAGCAGUUCCUGGAGUCCACGGCCACUCAGCUUUCAUACCACGGUCUGUGUGAGCUCAACACCACGGCCAAAGAAGGCGAGAUCUCCGUCUUCUUCCGGAACAACCACUUCAGCACCAUGAUCAAACACAAGGGUCACCUGUACCUUCUGGUGACAGACCAGGGCUUCCUGCAGGAGGAGGGCAUGGUCUGGGAGUCUCUCCACAACGUCGAAGGAGACGGAAACUUCUGCGACUCCAGCUUCAGGCUGUGCCAUCCUCCCGAGAGAUCUCCGGCCGCCUCCCUCCUGGCGCCCGGCAGCCAGGAGCAGCAGCGGCAGAUCGACCAGGACUACCUGGUGGCGGUGUCCUUGCAGCAGCAGCAGGAAGGCGCCCCUGGACCUCUCAGUGACCUGGAACUGGCCCGGCAGCUCCAGGAGGAGGAGUACCAGCAGCAGCAGCAGCAGCAGCAGCAGCAGGCGGGACCGGCGCAGACGCCACGGCAGGUCAGAGCUCAGGGGUCGCAGCAGCCCAGAAGAAGAGAGAAGGACUCGGACUGUGCCAUCCUGUAACCGCCUUCCACUUCAGCGCCUCGGGACCUCUCGGGAGUCUCGCGUGUCACCCGCUCGCACACAGAGACGCACGCUGAGGCAGCUCCAUGCCAAACCCGGCUGCUUUCGUCCCGCAGGCCCGCGUCCGACGCGGCGGCCCGCCGGAAGACGCGGGUCCGGCUGAGGAAGGAACCGGCCUCCCUGAAGGGGGCUCACGGCAGCGGCCGAGGUCUUUUACGCAUAAACUCUCUAACCGCUGCUCUUAAGGUCGGUUUUUAAUCAAUUUAAUAAAGAAAAAGGAAACUUACCGUUGCCAAUACCUAAAACUCAGCCAGAUAUUCAGUCCUUUCAGGUUUUAUUAUUUGAGCACUUUAAAACGAAGGAAGACGCUUACAGAAGCCACUGUGGAUGUUUUUUUUUAUUUCGACACGUUUUCUGACAUGUUAGAGCCCAGCCAUUUGUUCUGCCGCCUAUUAAUAGAUUCCUGAUCUGAUGCGGCGUGAGAACGCUGCCUUGCACCAGUACUCAGCGCAGCUUGAACUUUUUUUUACAUUUGGUCCUUUUUAGAACCAGACGCUUCUAACUGGGAUUUUACGUGACGAGCAAACAGGAGAGAUCGGAAGCAGAAAUCUGAAAGCGUCAGUGAACCAAACCGAUGAUGCUGUAGCGUAAAAGCGACUCCAUGGUCGCUCUGUGGAGCGUCACCCUCAUCUCUACGUCUAUCUGGGCACA